AUGGAGUACCGCGGCCGGUUACUCGGGCUGCAAGACUCCGACUUUGUCGCGAUAUCCCAUGAAAACACUGACACCGCAACCCAAGGAAAGCGAGGAACCUUUCUCGUCCUCGACGACCUCCUAACAACCGCCGAAAUCGCGCAACUCCUAGCAGAAGCCAGCGCGCAGAGAUUCGGCCAACCGCACAACAAACACGGCGAGUUCAUCGACGACGCAUCCCUGCGCAACGACGUCGCCGUAACAAUCAGAUGGGAAAGCGUCGCCCAACUCCUCUGGCCCCGCAUACAAUCGUUCCUCCCCGACCACUCAUUACGCCGGUUCGGCAGACGAGGAAGCCUAAACCCUCGUCUCCGGUUCAGCAAGUACGGCCCCGGUGGCAAGUUCCGCUGCCACUACGACUCCCCAUUCAUCGACCCGGACGACCCGCACAAUGUGAGCCAGUACACUUUAUUGGUGUACUUAACCGAAGUCGCUGAGGGCGGCGAGACCCGGUUUGUCGAUGCCGAGCAUACGCCGCCGCUUGUUCUGGAUGUCAAGCCGAAGGCGGGGAGAGCUGUGGUGUUUGACUAUAAUGUCAUGCACUGUGGGAGGGAGGUUGUGGCUGGGGAGAAGGUUGUGAUGAAGGCCGAUGUCAUGGUGGAGAAUACGAGGGCGAAGUUGCCGCCGGGGGCGUUGGAUUAA
This is a messenger RNA of Fimicolochytrium jonesii, 681 nucleotides long. RefSeq lists its product as uncharacterized. NCBI's taxonomy places the organism in Eukaryota, Fungi, Chytridiomycota, Chytridiomycetes, Spizellomycetales, Powellomycetaceae. The record is from RefSeq and is a predicted model, not a curated record. The coding region runs from base 1 to 681 and encodes 226 amino acids. The transcript has a single exon. Gene Ontology annotation, molecular function: iron ion binding; procollagen-proline 4-dioxygenase activity; L-ascorbic acid binding. Gene Ontology annotation, cellular component: endoplasmic reticulum. Gene Ontology annotation, biological process: peptidyl-proline hydroxylation to 4-hydroxy-L-proline.